CCGCUGUUAGCCGCUGUGAGGCGAUAGUGCAUGUAUCAGAGGAUUUACAGCUGAGGAAUCGUUGAGGAAGAGCUAGAAAAAAAACGGAAAAGAAAAGGAACUAGCUAGCGGGCUAACAUAGUAUUUUUAUAUAAGUUUUACCUUCCUUAUUAUGGCGCCCUUAGACCUUGACAAAUACGUGGAAAUCGCUAAACAUUGCAAAUAUUUACCGGAGAACGACUUAAAGAGGUUAUGUGAUUAUGUCUGUGAUUUGCUGCUGGAAGAAUCAAACGUUCAGCCUGUUGCUACACCUGUUACAGUUUGUGGAGAUAUUCAUGGUCAGUUUUAUGAUCUGUGUGAACUCUUCAGAACUGGAGGCCAGGUUCCAGACACAAAUUACAUUUUCAUGGGGGACUUUGUAGACCGAGGGUAUUAUAGUUUGGAGACGUUUACGUACCUGCUAGCUUUAAAAGCCAAGUGGCCCGACCGCAUCACCCUGCUCCGAGGAAACCAUGAGAGCCGACAGAUCACUCAAGUCUACGGGUUUUACGAUGAAUGUCAGACUAAAUAUGGGAACGCCAACGCCUGGAGAUACUGCACCAAAGUGUUUGACAUGCUGACCGUCGCUGCUCUGAUCGAUGAGCAGAUCCUGUGUGUCCAUGGAGGUCUUUCUCCUGACAUCAAGACUCUGGAUCAGAUUCGAACCAUCGAGCGAAACCAGGAGAUCCCUCACAAGGGGGCGUUCUGUGACCUGGUCUGGUCCGACCCCGAGGACGUGGACACCUGGGCCAUCAGUCCCCGCGGAGCCGGGUGGCUCUUCGGAUCCAAGGUCACUAAUGAGUUUGUUCACAUCAACAACCUGAAGCUGAUCUGCCGCGCCCACCAGCUGGUUCAUGAAGGUUAUAAGUUCAUGUUCGAUGAGAAGCUGGUGACUGUGUGGUCUGCUCCAAACUACUGCUACCGCUGCGGGAACAUCGCCUCCAUCAUGGUCUUCAAGGACGUCAACAGACGAGAGCCCAAACUGUUCCGGGCCGUGCCGGACUCCGAGCGCGUCAUUCCUCCUCGAACGACCACCCCGUACUUCCUGUGAUGAGGAGAGCGGUGCUCCUCUGGUCUGAAGCUUAUUUAUAUGCAACAUGGUGGAAACAUCUUGGGAAGUGGAGUUCUGAGCCCGUCCCGAAACAUGCUGCCUUAAUUCUUAUCCUUUUAAUUUAUUUGUUUAAACAGCUUUUGAGUCCCGCUGAGCCUGGUGUGUGAUGGGAUGUGUGGCUACCAACACGUCUCCACUGGUGUAGAAAACGUUUCGCCUCCUUUCUGUUUUAUAAUCUGAAUAAAAUGUCUUUCACUGA
This is a messenger RNA of Nothobranchius furzeri (turquoise killifish), 1328 nucleotides long. RefSeq names its product protein phosphatase 6, catalytic subunit (gene ppp6c). Gene Ontology annotation, cellular component: cytoplasm. NCBI's taxonomy places the organism in Eukaryota, Metazoa, Chordata, Actinopteri, Cyprinodontiformes, Nothobranchiidae. Gene Ontology annotation, biological process: G1/S transition of mitotic cell cycle. Gene Ontology annotation, molecular function: protein serine/threonine phosphatase activity. The record is from RefSeq and is a predicted model, not a curated record.